This is a messenger RNA of Chaetomium globosum CBS 148.51, 3222 nucleotides long. RefSeq lists its product as uncharacterized. Lineage: Eukaryota; Fungi; Ascomycota; Sordariomycetes; Sordariales; Chaetomiaceae. The record is from RefSeq and is a predicted model, not a curated record. Gene Ontology annotation, molecular function: fatty acid synthase activity; phosphopantetheine binding; protein binding. Gene Ontology annotation, biological process: fatty acid biosynthetic process; secondary metabolite biosynthetic process. Bases 1 to 3222 code for a protein of 1073 amino acids. The transcript is spliced from 6 exons.
AUGGACCAGAUCUGCAAUUUCGAAGACACCGAAGAUUCUGCGCUUUGCAAAGACAUACUCGCCAUCGUCUCGGUCGUGUACCGGCCUAUCACAUUGGACGAAUUAACGGCCCUCGUCGAUACGCUUGACGGUGUCUCUGGCGAUUACGAAGCUCUAGCAGAGAUUGUAGGGCUUCGCGGCUCUUUUCUGACACUUCGCGAACGCACCAUAUCUUUCGUCCAUCAGUCCGCGAAGGACUUUUUGCUCAAACAGGCACGUGAUGAGAUCUUCCCUUCUGGGAUAGAAGACAUACACCGUACCAUCUUCUCGCGAUCGCUUCGAGUCAUGCGGGAAACAUUGCGACGCGACAUCUACAACCUUGGCGCUCCUGGAUUUUCCAUCGAAGAAGUCAGACCACCCGAUCCAGAUCCGCUAGCCGCAGUACGGUACUCGUUUAUCCUGUACCACAAGUGGGCAAUCGAGAACAGCCCUCUUCAGGUGUACGCUUCAGCACUUGUAUUCAGCCCGGCCCGCAGUAUAACAAGGAAUCAGUUCGAAAAUGAGGAGGCUAAAUGGAUCGUCCGAAAACCGGUUAUGGCAGACAAUUGGAGCGCAUGCCUACAAACGCUCGAAGGCCAUCGCUACUCGGUCAGCUUAGUAGCCUGGUCGCACGAUGUGACCCGGCUGGCGUCGGCCUCAAACGACGGGACAGUCAAGAUCUGGGACCCAGCGACCGACCAGUGCGUGUCAACGCUCAAGACUGAUGGAGACGUUGAUGACCUCCAAUUUCAUGAAUCCAACUCUGACCUUUUACGCACCAAUCUUGGCACAUUCGACUUAGGGACUCUUACAAUCUCUACGGUCUUCGGCCCUACUUCUACUGAUCGUUCAUCACCAAUUGCUGUUGGGUAUGGCUUGAGCAGCAAUGGUACCCGAGCGAUGGAACCGCGGAUUCUACGCCCUUGCGGGGCACCGCCGCCGUCAGGUGUCUACAAUUCGUUGGAAGAAGCCUGGGAAGCGAUUGGGCGCCACGCAGCCACCAAUGGGUACAGAGUCGUCAAGAAUGGAUCGAAGAAGGGGAAUGCCCUCUUCCAAUGCGCUAAGGGCCGAGUUUACAAGUCAAAGGCCAACCUCGAGGUCCACGAAUCGAAGCGCCGCAAGACCAGCUCUCAGUUCACGGGCUGCCCGUUCAAGUUCAAGGCCAAGCCUUUGCUAAACGGCCAGUGGGCUCUGGAGGUGCCCGAGGGAAUUGCGCACAACCACGGAUGGAACGAAGAGACUGCUUUUGCUGCCUCGCGAGCCGAGAAGUUGAAGCCGUUGGAGCAGGAGGUUAUUGAGCUAGCGAACAAGGGCGUCAGGCCGGCGCAGAUCCUGGGAAAGAUACAUGCGGAUGAGCUCGGGAUCUUGGGAAAGGAUAUCCAAAACCUUCUUCAGCGACAUCGCCGCGAGGAGCUAAAGGGCCGAUCCCCCCUCCAGGCUCUCUACGAGGACCACCUUACCUUCCAGGGCAGCCUAUUUAACCCAGAGUCGGUUUCUGUCGCCGAGCUUGCCGGUGAUCUCACCGCUGCUGGGGAAGGACCUGCGGCUCUUGGAUUUGCCCACGUAUGCGUGGAACGACAAGAAUCACUGGAUCAGUGCAACGGCGACUGGGCGCUGACCAAGGGGAACACCUUCUACGACGAGAAGGGGGCACAGACCGCUGCGGCAAGCAACCCCUUGGCCGCCCUGCACUUUGAGCCACAGACAUCGUUGGUCCAUCGUGUGACCGAGGCCGAGUUUGAAGGUGCGGCCGGGGGGGUGGUCGUGCAAUCCGAUGUGAUACAGGCCGACUUCCUGUCUGCGGCAUGGGGUCAUAAAAUGAACAAUACCGGGGUUGCGACUUCGAUAAGCAAGGAAAACCAAAUGAGUAACUAUCAUCAUAAAUUGCAGCUAACCACCUGCAUCUGGUCCAUCCGUGCGGAUAUUGCCUGGACCCUUGGCAAGUAUCUCGCCAACAAGCUCCAGCCCAAGCGAAAAGCGACAGUUGCAGACAUCAACGUCGGAAAACUUGUUGUGAGCGAGGGCCUGGUGGCACAGAAGAACACCAAGGUGCCCCAGCUGAUCCAAGUCUCCAUCACAACACCCGACAUCGACUCGGGGGUCGCGCAGAUGGAGUGGCACCUCGUGACGAACGAUGGCCUCUCUUUGAUCGAAGAGGAACCCUUCGUGAGCGCUCAGACAGGAUACGGGCGCGGAGGAGACUGGCUAUCCAGCUGGUCGCCGCUGCAGCACCUGAUCCAGGGGCGCAUCGAGGAGCUCUCGCGGCUAGCCGUUACCGGGGUGGCAAACCGCUUCUCGCACAACAUGGCGUACCUCCUCUUUGCAAACAACCUGGUUGACUAUGCCGAGAAGUACCGCGACAUGCGGUCAGUGGUGCUGCCCGGGUUGGAGGCCAACGCGGAGAUAACCAUCCCAGAUGGCCACGAAGGCGGUGUCUGGACCGUGCCGCCAUUCUUUCUCGACAGCGUGUGCCACUUGGCAGGGUUCGUCAUAAACGUUUCAGACGCCGUCGAUACGAAGAAAAACUUCUGUGUUACGCCCGGCUGGGAGUCUGUGCGCAUAUCCCGCCCCCUCGCGGCCGGCGGCAAGUACCGGUCCUACCUAUGCCAAGAUGAUCCCGACGGCGGACGACCCCGGGGUGUACCUAGGCGACGUCUACAUCAUGCAAGGCGACGAGAUCAUCGGCCUCAUCCAAGCCAUGAAGUUCCGCCGCUACCCCCGCGUGCUGCUAAACCGUUUCUUCUCGGCCGCCGACAUCCUCAUCCUCCAAGGAACACUCACCCCAGCACCACCAAAGGCUGCAGCACCAGCCUAGCCACCCCCGCAGCAGCACCACCUCCCCGAGCCGCCGCCCCCAAACCCAAGCCCCAACCAGCACCAGCGCGAGCCCCAGCCCCAACCCCUCCCCCUAUCCCCGUCCCCAAACCAGCCCCGACCCCAGCCCCCAUCAUCGCCGCAGCCCCCGCCUCAAACAACAGCAUCGCCACCAAAACGAUGGCCCUGCUCGCCGCCGAGGCCGGGCUGGAGGCGUCAGACCUGGACGACGACGCCAGCUUUGCCAACCUGGGCGUGGACAGCCUGAUGAGCCUGGUGAUUGCCGAGAAGCUGCGGGAGCAGCUGGGCAUUACGGUGAAUGGCAGUCUGUUUAUGGAAUACCCGACGGUGGGGGAUUUGAGGGCGUGGUUGGUGGAGUAUUAUAGCUAG